AUGGUCAGUUCCUACCCAUCAAGCAGCUCUUUCUCACAGCAGCUGCUAAUCAGAGAUGAGUUAGAGCUACAGGAGGAAGUGUUAGAGUUACAGGAGGAAGAGUUCGAGCUGGAGCUACAGGAGGAAGAGUUAGAGCUGGAGCUACAGGAGGAAGAGUUAAAGCAACAGGAGGAAGAAUUAAAGCGACAGGAGGAAGAGUUACAGCUACAGCUACAGGAGGAAGUGUUAGAGUUACAGGAGGAAGAGUUAGAGCUGGAGCUACAGGAGGAAGAGUUAAAGCGACAGGAGGAAGAGUUACAGCUACAGCUACAGGAGGAAGUAUUAGAGUGACAGGAGGAAGAGUUAGAACGACAAGAGGAAGAGUUAGAGCUACAGUUACAGGAGGAAGAGUUAGAGCGACAGGAGGAAGAGUUAGAGUGACAGGAGGAAGAGUUAGAGCGACAGGUGGAAGAGUUACAACAGGAGGAAGAGUUAGAGCGACAGGAGGAAAAGAAGUUAGAGCGACAGGAGGAAGAAUUAGAGCGACAGGAGGAAGAGUUACGACAGGAGGAAGAGUUAAAGCGACAGGAGGAAGAGUUAGAGUGACAGGAGGAAGAGUUAGAGCGACAGGAGGAAAAGACGGGAGAGUUAAAGUUACAGGAGGAACAGUUAGAGCUACAGGAGGAUGAGUUAGAGUGACAUUAGGAAGCAUUAGAGUUACAGGAGGAAGAGUUAGAGCGACAGGAGGAAGAGUUAGAGCGACAGGAGGAAGAGUUAGGGCAACAGGAGGAAGAGUUAGAGUACAGGAGGAAGAUGUUGGUGAUACAGGAGGAAGAGUUAGAGAGACAGAAAGAGGAGUUAGAGUUACAGGAGGAAGAGUUAGAGUGACAGGAGGAAGAGUUAGGGCAACAGGAGGAAAAGUGA
Messenger RNA from Hemibagrus wyckioides, 903 nucleotides. Its product is annotated as golgin subfamily A member 6-like protein 7. NCBI's taxonomy places the organism in Eukaryota, Metazoa, Chordata, Actinopteri, Siluriformes, Bagridae. The record is from RefSeq and is a predicted model, not a curated record. The transcript is spliced from 7 exons.